AUGCAAAACACUGUCGUUCAAGACUCGGCCUCAACUCCGGUUGGGUCAGCCCCUCUAUCCUUUACCCAAGGCGAACGAAUCAAGUCCAGCUAUCCCACCGUUACGGCCGCAUUCUAUCAUCAUGCAGAGACUCAUCCUGAUGUCACCGCAGGGCGUGACUUGUCGUCGCAGCAGAUUCGUGAGAUUACCUACGGUGAUCUUGCUACUCGAGCCAACCAGCUCUCAAGGAAGCUGACCACACUCGGGGUCAAGCCUGGAGACAGGGUGCCGCUUGUCGUAAAGCGAGGCAUCGAUAUGCUAGUCGGUAUUGUUGCGAUUCUUUCUUGCGGUGCUCAGUACGUUCCACUCGACGGCGGUGUGGUGCCAGACUCAACACUGCGGUUCGUUCUCGAACAGGCGGGCGGCAAACACGUCUUAUGUCUCAAAUCAACAAAGCACCGAUUCGAGACCCUGGGUGUUCCCUCCCAGACCUUUGUCAUUGAUGAAGAUUUGGAGAAAGAUAAGGAAGUUUCGCAAUCCUACCCCCUCCAAGACCUAGCCAAGCCAGACCAUGGCUGCUACGUCAUCUACACUUCGGGAACUACGGGAACUCCCAAAGGAGUGGAUGUCACCCAUAAAAAUGUGACUAACCUCGUAUGCCUCUCACCUGGUGGCCUGGGUAUCUCACCUGGGACGCGGGUGAGUCAGGUGUUGAACAUCAGCUUUGAUAUGGCUGCCUGGGAGAUGCUGGGAUGUCUUUGUAACGGAGGAACUCUUAUCUUGAGAGGUUCAAAAUGGGAGCCGUGCCUGAGAGAGGCUCAAGUCUUGAUUUGCACACCAAGUAUCUUGGCCAAAUAUGACCCUCAGGAGUACUCCAACAUCAGAGUUGCUGCGACAGCAGGUGAACCUAGCUCUCAGAGGCUCGCUGACCUUUGGGCCACCCAUGCGACCUAUUACAACUGCUGCGGGCCUACGGAGACCACCAUUGUCAACACUAUGCACCUUCACCGUCCCGGUGAAGCUUUGACGAUUGGAAAGCCUACCCCUAACAACACUGUUUAUGUCCUUGACUCGCAGGGCAACUCUCUCGGUGUUGGAGAGGCCGGAGUUAUGUGGGCCGGUGGCCACGGAAUCUCUAGGGGUUACGUGUCUCUGCCUGAGAAGACUGCCGAGAAAUACAAGCUGGAUCCCUUUGCCAAUGACGGCUCGAUGAUGUACGACACUGGUGACCUCGGCCGUUGGAGAUCAGACGGCUCCAUCGAUAUCCUUGGAAGAGUUGAUGAUCAAAUCAAGAUCAAAGGAUUCCGGGUCGAACUUGACGGAGUUACCUCUUCGAUCAGCUCCUGUCCCAUCGUGUCAAAGGCCACCGCCUUGUUCAUCAGCAAUGAGAUCCAUGGAUUCGUCGCACCCAAAGACUGCGAUCUCGACGCAAUCCAAGUGCAUGUCAGGGCUCGCCAGCCUUACUACGCGAUACCCACCAAGUUUCACUUCCUUGAUGCCCUUCCUCUGACCGCCAAUGGUAAAGUCGACAAGCGGGCGCUCCAGGACAUGGUCACUGAGUCUGGCGAUACCGACAAGAAGGAAGUCGCCGAUGUCACCAUCAGAGAGACGGCCUCAAAGGAGUCCUUGUCCACGGAUAGCAACUCCACCACCACAGAUCUCAAGGCCGCGUCCUCCGCCUCCAGCUUUACCGAAGUGGACGAGAAGCUCGACCUCACCGGUGACGUCCCCGACAAGAAUCUCGGCCGUCCCUACCGUGGCUUCGUCCACCGUAUCGCCAUUGUCUACCGCCGUCUCUUCACCAUCGUGGGCCUCUUCAACGUUGCGGCCGUCAUCGCCCUCGUCUUUGCCGGGUUCCAGCGUAACUGGCUCAGCACUCUCACAGCCAUCAACCUGGUCGUCGCCGUUCUCGCCCGUCAGGACUUCGUCAUCAACACGCUUUAUACAAUCACUUGCAACGUGCCAAAGUCUUGGCCCCUUGCCAUCAGGAAGCGCUGCGCUAAGAUCUUCCACUUUGGCGGUGUUCACUCGGGCGCUGCUGUUUCUGCCGGGGCUUGGCUUUUGGCAUCCAACAUUAGCGACGAGGUCUGCCAGCUUACCGAGUGCCCCAACUGGGGCCACCAGUCCGUCGCUUCAAAGGUCGUGUCUUGGCUUCUUACGGGUCUGUUCACCAUCACCAUUGGUCUCGCCUGGCCUGGGUUCCGUAAAACCCAUCACGAUCUCUUCGAAAAGACUCAUCGUUUCGUUGGAUGGACUAUGCUGGGCCUUUUCUGGGUCCAGGUUGUUCUCGGCGCCAACGACAGCAAGGUCGAAGACAUGUCUCUGGGUGCCGCAUGCAUUCGAACGCCCGGAUUCUGGAUGCUCGCGGUCGCUACAAUGAGCAUUGCCUCUUCCUGGCUGUUCCUCAGGAAAGUCCCCGUCGAAGCCGAAGUUCUUUCCGACCACGCCGUCAGACUGCACUUUGACUACACGGUUCCUGUCAACGGCAGCUUCGUCAGGCUCUCUCAGAGACCUCUUCUGGAGUGGCACUCGUUCGCCACGAUUCCGGCCCCUGAGAAGGUCGACCAUCGCGAGAAGGGAUUCUCUCUGGUGGUGUCUAAUGCCGGCGAUUGGACCAAGAACUGCAUUCAGAAGCCUCCCACCCAUAUUUGGGUUCGCGGCGUCCCAACCUGUGGUGUCAUGCGCAUUGCAACUUGCUUCAAUCGGAUCGUUGUCAUCGCUACUGGCUCGGGUAUCGGGCCUCUGCUUGGUCAUAUCCAGCAGCAGAGCUGUGCGACACAGUUGAUCUGGUCUACCCCAAAGCCCGAACAGACUUUCGGCAAGCCUUUGCUCGAUGCUAUAAAGAGGAAGAUUCCCAACGCUGUGGUUCACGAUACCAAGGUUUCGGGCCGCCCGGAUCUGGUGAAGAUGGGAUAUAACCUCGUCCAGAGCUUCAACGCCGAAGCUGUCAUCAUCAUCGCGAACGAAAAGAUUACGAAGAAGGUCGUCUACGGUCUUGAAACUAGAGGUGUCCCAGCAUAUGGCGCUAUUUGGGACUCUUGAACAAUUUAAUGAGUUAUUGAGAGCUUUGUGUGGGAUGAUUUCUUUGC
This is a messenger RNA of Colletotrichum godetiae, 3068 nucleotides long. Its product is annotated as AMP-binding enzyme. Bases 1 to 3021 code for a protein of 1006 amino acids. Lineage: Eukaryota; Fungi; Ascomycota; Sordariomycetes; Glomerellales; Glomerellaceae. The record is from RefSeq and is a predicted model, not a curated record. The transcript is spliced from 7 exons.